AUGAAAAUUUAUAGCCAUGAUGCAGGGGAAGAGUAUGCUGAUGUCAACUGGGAUGACCUCAAAUUUGGGGUAAUUCCAACUGAUUACAUGUACACCAUGAAAUGUUCCAAAGCCAAAGGAGAUGACUUUUCACAAGGAUAUCUCACUCCCUAUGGAAACAUUGAGCUCAACCCAUCUGCUGGAGUCUUGAACUAUGGACAGGGCUUAUAUGAAGGUCUUAAGGCGAACAGGACAGAAGACGGCCGGUUUCUGCUCUUUAGGCCUGAACUUAAUGCUCUAAGAAUGAAGAUGGGUGCAGAGAGAUUGUGCAUGCCAUCUCCUUCUACUCAGCAAUUCAUUGAUUCUAUAAAGCAAACAGUCCUAGCCAACAAGCGUUGGGUAGGAGGGAAAUUGGGCCAAGACGCCAAGUGCAAAGCAGGACUAGUUUUUAUAUGUAAAACCAUAAGGCGCAAACACAGCAGCAGGCAGGCACUGAAGAAGCUUCACGCAUUGCUCUCUCGUAGCAGAUUGUGA
Messenger RNA from Prunus armeniaca (apricot), 513 nucleotides. NCBI's taxonomy places the organism in Eukaryota, Viridiplantae, Streptophyta, Magnoliopsida, Rosales, Rosaceae. The record is from the annotation of a GenBank genome assembly.